Molecule: messenger RNA, 1299 nt
Organism: Aureococcus anophagefferens
Lineage: Eukaryota; Pelagophyceae; Pelagomonadales; Pelagomonadaceae
Exons: 4
Coding region: 1-1299 (432 amino acids)
Molecular function (GO): FAD binding; monooxygenase activity
Source: RefSeq, a predicted model, not a curated record
AUGGCCGACAAGCGCCGGCGCGCGGCCGUCGUCGGCGCGUCCCUCGGCGGCCUGUCGGCGGCGCAGGUGCUCCAGGACUCCGGCUUCGUUGUCACGGUCUUCGAGAAGCACGGCGCGCCCUUCAGCGACCGCGGCGGCGGGCUCUCGUGCAAUGUCCCCUACGACGCGAUCCGGCCCCGGGCGCCGCGCCCGCCGCCCUUCGAGAUGAACGCGCUGACGCGCGAGCACCCCGACGGCCCCGCGGCGCCGUGCAGCCAGCCCGCCGUCGCCUACGGUCGGCUCUGGGACUGGCUGCGCGACGGCGUCGCGGACCUGCGCCUCGGCGCCGCCGUCGCCGACGUUAAAGACGGGCCCGGCGGCGCGCACAUCGUCCUGGCGGGCGGCGCCGACCGCGGGCCCUACGAGCUCGUCGUCCUCGCGGACGGCGGCCGGUCGACGCUCCGGCGCCGCGUGGACGCGACGGCGACGCCGACCUACAGCGGCUUCUGCCUCUACCGCGGCCUCGCGCCCCUCGCCGCCCUCGGCGGCCGCGCGGACGGGACCUUCUUCCUCUGGCAGCACGGCGACACACGCCUCGACGGCUACGCCGUCGGCCCCGCGCUCAACUGGGGCGUCACGGCGCCCGCGCCGGAGCCCCCGCGAAGACCGAAGGGCGACGCGCCGCCGCACGCCUACGCUGGCGCCGGCGACGCCGACGUCGACGCCGCCGUCGCGCGCGCCGCGGCCGCGUUCCCGACGCCGUGGCCCGCGGCUGUGCCCGCGACCGUCGUCGCCGCGACGGCCGGCGGCGGCCGGCCCGUCGUGCGCCACCCGCUCUACCACCUCGCCGCCGCGCGGGCGAGCCGGGGCCGCCUCGCCCUCCUCGGCGACGCGGCGCACCUCUUCUCGCCGCUCGUCGGCAGCGGGCUGCGCGCGGCGAUGCUCGACGCCAUCGCGCUCAAGGCGUGCCUCGCGGCCGGCGGCGGUGACGUCGCGGCGGCGCUGGGCCGCUACGACGCGGCGACGCGGGCCCACCGCUUCGACUUCGCCGCGCGGUCCGCGCAGGCGCUCGCCGCGCUCCGCGCGGGCGCGCGCUUCCGCCUGCCGCUCGCGCGGCCCGUCGGCGGCGUCCGCGCGGCGUCGUUCUUCGACGCCGCGCGCGACGACCCGCCGGACGUCGACCUCGAGCCGGACACGACGGACGACGACGAGGACAGGAGGUAUAGAGCCCGCGUCAAGAAGCACCCGAACGACCUCGACCUGCCCAUAAUAGCACGCAUGUUCGAGGACGUGCUCGCUUGUUCGCACCGCGACGGAUAA